AUGUUCUGUCUACGCAGCUGGCUACCCCUCCUGUUUAUUCCCACCUCUGCCUCCCCGGCAUUCAUCGUCCUGUUCCUGAUCUCGACAUACCUCUUCCACAGACCAUGUGUCUACUGCUCCCUAAUAAUGCUCACCCUCUUCUCUUCCUCGUGCUACUGGUCUGACCGCUGCUUCCUCGACUCCAACAACGGCCACUGGUUCGAACCCCGUUUCCUCUCCACCGCCGCCGGCACCGUCAUGAACGCCGCCGCAGGAGCCGUUGGCAGCAGCGGUGGCGCUGCCAUCCAGGCCGGGGCCAGUGCUGGCCAGGUAUGGACCGGCAUCGGGCUCGACUGGCUCAGGACCGCUGUGGGCAGGAGGGAAUGGAGGCUGCCCUGCGUGGAUGUCAACAUCCGGUUGUGA
Messenger RNA from Morchella importuna, 402 nucleotides. RefSeq lists its product as uncharacterized. The record is from RefSeq and is a predicted model, not a curated record. The transcript is spliced from 3 exons. The coding region runs from base 1 to 402 and encodes 133 amino acids. Lineage: Eukaryota; Fungi; Ascomycota; Pezizomycetes; Pezizales; Morchellaceae.